This is a messenger RNA of Elgaria multicarinata webbii, 6836 nucleotides long. It is a transcript of the gene MAPKBP1, whose product is annotated as mitogen-activated protein kinase binding protein 1. Gene Ontology annotation, molecular function: protein binding. The record is from RefSeq and is a predicted model, not a curated record. Lineage: Eukaryota; Metazoa; Chordata; Lepidosauria; Squamata; Anguidae. Gene Ontology annotation, cellular component: cytoplasm. Gene Ontology annotation, biological process: positive regulation of JNK cascade; negative regulation of canonical NF-kappaB signal transduction. The transcript has 32 exons. The coding region runs from base 375 to 5429 and encodes 1684 amino acids.
GUGUGUGUGUGGAGGGGAAUCGGCUACAUGGACGGGCACUUGCGGGGAGAGAUUCGUUUAAUCUCCUCUCUUCCCCUUUCCUCCACAAAGCGCCACUGCCUCUUCACCAAGGUCCAUAUUGAUCUGCGUCUUAUGAACUGACAAAGGAGGAAUCUGGAAUAGUCAUAGCACAAAAGCUUAAAACAACUGUGCCCUGAAGCAGGAGCCUUAUGAUGAAGUGAAAGGGGGAGGGACCGGAAUCUGGAGCCUCCUGAGAGAAAUGUGAAACGCAGCAGCGAGGCCGGUCCCUUAACUUCUUUGGCCAGUUAGCCACUCACUGCAGAGGUGGUGGAGAGGCUUUGAGAGGGGGCAGCGCUCCCCCCCCCACUAAGGCUAUGAUGUCCGUUGAAGGAUCAACAAUAACAAGUAGGAUAAAGAACCUGCUUCGAUCUCCCUCGAUCAAACUGAGACGGAGCAAGCCAGGGAACAAGCGGGAAGACAUCAGUACGAAGGUGACCUUGGAGAAGGUGCUGGGAAUCACUGUCUCUGGAGGCAGAGGACUGGCUUGUGACCCUAAGAGUGGACUCGUUGCCUAUCCAGCUGGGUGUGUCGUUGUGCUGUUCAACCCAAGGAAAAAUAAGCAACAUCAUAUUCUGAACAGCUCCAGGAAGACUAUUACAGCUCUUGCUUUCUCUCCCGAUGGAAAGUACCUGGUUACCGGAGAGAGUGGGCACAUGCCUGCGGUCCGCGUAUGGGAUGUUGCUGAGCGGACCCAGGUGGCUGAACUUCAAGAACAUAAGUACGGCGUGGCGUGCGUGGCAUUCUCCCCAAGCUCCAAGUACAUCGUCUCAGUGGGUUACCAGCAUGACAUGAUAGUCAAUGUUUGGUCCUGGAAGAAAAACAUAGUUGUAGCAGCCAAUAAGGUCUCAAGCAAAGUGACCGCCGUUUCAUUCUCUGAGGACUGCAGCUACUUUGUCACAGCUGGAAAUCGCCACAUCAAAUUUUGGUACCUGGAUGAUAGCAAAACCUCUAAGGUGAAUGCUACAGUCCCCUUGCUGGGGCGUUCCGGUUUGCUUGGGGAACUGAGGAACAACUUCUUCACCGAUGUGGCGUGCGGCAGGGGUAAAAAAGCAGACAGCACUUUUUGUAUCACUUCCUCAGGUCUCCUGUGUGAAUUCAAUGAGAAGAGGCUGCUGGACAAGUGGGUGGAGCUGAGAAACACAGACAGCUUCACAACUACAGUGGCAAACUGCAUCUCAGUGAACCACGAUUACAUCUUCUGUGGCUGUGCUGAUGGCACUGUGCGGAUUUUUAAUCCUUCAAAUCUUCACUUUGUGACUACACUCCCUAAGCCACACUUCCUGGGAACAGAUAUUGCCAGCGUCACUGAAGCCAGUCGGCUCUUCUCCAACGUGACCGAUGCCAAGUAUCCAGACACCAUUGCCUUGACCUUUGACCCUAAUAACCAGUGGCUAUCAUGCGUUUAUAACGAUCACAGCUUGUACGUGUGGGAUGUCAAAGACCCCAAGAAAGUGGGCAAGGUUUAUUCUGCCUUAUAUCAUUCCUCAUGUGUUUGGAACGUUGAGGUGUACCCCGAGGUGAAGGAUAGCAAUCAGUCUUGCUUGCCUCCAAACUCUUUCAUCACCUGCUCCUCUGAUAACACCAUCCGUCUCUGGAACACCGAGAGCUCCAGCAUCCACGCUGCCACUCUGCAUCGGAACAUCCUAAGCAAUGACCUGAUGAAGAUUAUCUAUGUAGAUGAAAACACUCAGGCUCUUCUGGACACUGAAUACAACUCAGGUGGAGGUGUGGAGAAAGCUGAUACACAGACCCUUGAUGCAAAAGUGGGGAUUCGCACAGUGUGUGUGAGCCCUACAGGGGAGCACCUGGCCUCAGGUGAUAGGAUAGGCACUCUCAGGAUCUACGAGUUGAAGCCCCUGAGAGAGAUGCUGAAGGUGGAAGCCCAUGAUUCUGAAAUCCUCUGUCUUGAGUAUUCCAGACCUGAGACAGGGUUGAAGCUUCUAGCAUCAGCCAGUCGGGAUAGAUUGAUCCAUGUUUUGGAUGCAGGGAAGGAUUAUAGCUUGCAACAGACCCUGGAUGAGCAUUCAUCCUCCAUUACAGCGGUGAAAUUUGCAGCCAAUGAUGGAAAGGUGCGAAUGAUCAGCUGUGGAGCAGAUAAGAGUAUCUAUUUCCGCACUGCGCAAAAGACAGGUGAUGGGGUGCAGUUUACUCGUACGCACCACGUUGUUAGGAAGACCACUCUUUAUGACAUGGAUGUGGACCCUAACUGGAAAUAUGCUGCUAUUGGAUGCCAAGAUCGUAACAUCAGGAUUUUCAACAUUAGCAGUGGGAAGCAAAAGAAGCUAUACAAGGGAUCCCAAAGUGAAGACGGUACACUAAUUAAAGUGCAGACAGAUCCCUCUGGUCUGUAUAUUGCUACAAGCUGCUCUGACAAGAACCUUUCUAUCUUUGACUUCUACUCAGGCGAAUGUGUAGCCACAAUGUACGGGCACUCAGAGAUUGUAACCGGGAUGAUGUUCAGCAAUGACUGUAAACACUUGAUCUCAGUCUCUGGUGACAGCUGUAUUUUCAUCUGGCGGCUGAGUUCUGAGAUGACCAUUAACAUGCGGCAGCGGCUGGCUGACAUGAAACAAAGAGGAAAGCAAGUAGAGAAAGCACAACCAGGCAAAACAGCCGGGCUCACCAGGCAUGAAUCGGUCUCUGUCCUCUCAUCUGCACCAGUGCUCUCGUCAGACAGUGACAAAGAUGGAGAAGAUGAAGGGAAUGAUGAGGAUGAGUUACAUGGGCUGCAGUCUUUCCAAAUGCAGACCAAUUGCAACACUGAACGGGAUUCAGAUUCAGAUAUUUCUCUUUCAAGAAGCCUGUCCCACUGGGAAAUGAGAAGGGCUAAAGAAAUAGCAAUGAUCCAGUGUUCGGAGACCAGCAUGAGCAAGGCACCUCGGCAGCGUGGUCGUUGGUCCCAGCCAACGAGCAGCUUAGAGAUGACAGUUAAAUCCAUGCUUGAUUUACGCCAGCUGGAGUCGUUCUCAGUCUCCCGGUCCGCCAGCCGAGAUUCGCUUUCCCAAGCCAGCAAUGGGGAUGAGCAAGUAGAACAUCCCGAUAUCCCUCUACGUGUUAGCAAUGUUGGAGGCACCACACCUCUUCAGGAAAACCAGCCUUGCGUUCGACCCCAAGUUAUUCGACUUGUGUCCUGUGAAGGUGGAAUUUUCCCCCAGGAACUGGAACCUUCGGAGAGUGAGGAAUGUGUAAUCUACCCAGAGCAAGAUGAAAUGCACCCUACAGACAUUAGCAGUGAAUUCCAAGUAAAAGCACUUCCCCAUGGGAAACUAGGUAGAGGUUACCACAGCAAUGGAUGUCCAGAUAAACACAGCCCCGAUAGCGCCUGCUCCGUGGAUUACAGUAGCAGCCGAUUAUCGAGUCCCAACGAAGAUUCUGAGAGUACAGAACCUCUCAGUGUAGAUGGCACCUCAGACCUGGAUGAACAGGUGGGAGAAGAGGAUGAGGAGGACGUAACCACUGGACUGUUGGAGGGAGAUGGCCCCAGGACUCCGGAUCAAGAGAAGUUCCUCAAGCAGCAUUUUGGGACUCUGGCCAGUAACGGUGAAAAGGGUGGAUCAUGUAGGACUCUGGAGAGAAUAGAAAACAGUAUUUCUUCUCGUUUUCUGUCCCAGACUCCUGCUUUCAGGCAACUGUCGCUUUCUUCAUCAAACCUAGUACUGGAUCGGAAACCCACUGAGAGCCCUGCCUUGUCAAAGCAAGUUUCUUCUGAUCUGUUGAAAAAUGGGAUUGACCACCAGAACACGGCUAUGGAGAAUGGCAUCUUCCAAAAUGAAGUUAAUUCCUUUAGGUCACUUUAUAUGCAGAGAAAGAGAAAACCUGCUGUAGAGAUCAACAGGGGUCUUGGAAGACUGGCUGGGCCUUUCCCAGAUAGUGAUGGGGCUAUGGUGAUGAGGAAAUCCCAGUCAGUUCAUGACCUUGUCCAUAAUGAUAAGAUUCCAGGGGUGCUGCCUUCUGCCAGGCAACGUCCUCAGACCCUAUUGGUAGGUGAGAAGGAUCCAAGGUCAAAUAACUGUCGGGACUUGUCUGCUACUGUGCUGAAGAUAGAUGGCUCCAACUCUUUGCAAGCCAAAGACAGUAAAGCUACAAAACCAAAGUCCUACAUGAGCCUCACCACUAGCUUCAUGGCCAAGAUAUCCCGUAGCGUAUCUGUGGGAGAGAAUCUAUGCCUUGGUGACUCCACGGAAAACCUGGUUCAGGUGAAGGUUACCCCACAAGUGCCAGAGAAGACACAGUUAAUUCCUCUAGGGGACACUGAGAAGAACAGCAAGCCACCUUUGAAAGAAAAUGGCCCAGUGAAACCUGCUCUUCAGCAAGCCACAAGCUCUUCAUCACCCAAAUCCUUUCACAGCAAGUUAGCAUCUAAUCGGGCCCAUUUGAUCCUGGACAUCCCCAAGCCUCUCCCUGACAGACCGACAUUAGCUUCCUUCUCACCAACUGCCAAAUCAAAAUCGCCGCUACAACCAGGGUCUCCCCAGUCACCUGCUGGCAUUGGUAAAAAGAAACCCUCCUUUCCUGAAGGAUGGGCUUCAAAAUUGGAAAGCCAAGCAACUGUGCCUCUGGGCCUUGGUAAAGGUAGCCCAGUGAGUCCCUCUAAAGAGAAUCAGACAUUACCGAGGACCAAAGUCCAGAUUGAGCCAGGGUUUUCUAAUCCCAAACUGAAAGAGUUUUCAAAUGGUCUGCAUCUAGAGUCCCCAGAAAAAAGGCCACUGAAAGGCAGAGAGGAAGUUGCCAGCAUUGGUUGUGCACCAGAUCAUCUGCGUGAGCUUUGUUCUUUUGAGCCAAGCAGUCCGAGGUCUCCCACAGCUGUGGCGGCCCUGACAGAACACUCAGGUGUGCACGGAUACCCGUCUCUAAUCUUCUUCCCCCUUCUGUCUCCUGUCUUUGUGAAUCGCUUCACACUUCCAUCACAUUUCUUUACGUCCAGCUUCUGGCCUGUCUCGUCCUGUCUGCACCUGUCUCGUUCCAUAAACCAUCCUUUCAAUGGAGGUUCAUCCAUCAGUGUUGAACAAUGCAAGCAUGUCGUGUCUGAGCUCCAGGACAGCAUGCGCAAGGCCAUCCAGCUAUACCAUAUGGUGUCUACUAACAUGGAGUCUUCAGCUGACAAAGAUGAGAUUGCUGGCCUCUUGACUGACACCUUCUCUGUGAUGAAAAAAGAACUAGAUUCCUUGAAGGAUGGGAAUGAACUUCAAAGAGAGAAAGAAGUGUUGGUGAAGCCACAAGAUACAGUUGCAAUGCCAUUGGGUGAGGGAAGUGGUUCUACCUUAUCCAGUCCUCGCCAUUUUGGAGAUGAACAAACGCUUGCUUUGUUGGAACAAUACUCAGAGUUGUUGCUACAAGCUGUUGAGCGACGUAUGGAUAAAAAACUCUAAAGAAUGGGUCUAAUUGACAUAAACUUUUAAUAAGAAAAUUAACAGGACAAGUUUGUGGUGAAAGCCUUGAAUGAAUGCUAUCAUUGUUUUUAUCCAACGAAGAAGGACUUUUUCUUUAACAAGAAACAACCUGUUCUCUUAAGGAUUUCUCUAUGGUUUUCAGAAAUGUGCUGGUCACAGUAACUAAUCUUUCUGUGCCCACUUCCUCUCUUUUGAGUGUUGUUAAGUAAAACUGUUUGGAAACAUUUAACACAGCCAAAAUGUUUGGCUUAAAAAAAAAAAUCAUACAGGAUCAAACAGAAUCAAUCCAACUGUGACCCACCCUGAAACUGCUGAUUUCACAAAAAAGAUCAAGAUAACGUCACUCACUCCUUUGGUAGCGUUGUCUCAAUCUAUGUACAGACUGUUAAACCUUUUAUUUAUUAAUUUAUUUUUGUGUUUGUUCCUCUAAACUUUUCACAUACGUUUUGUACCUGUGGAUGUUUCUGCAUCUUUCCCACAAUCUGUAGUGAGAGACAAGUUUUGUUACAGUAAAUGUGCUAAUAGUUUAGCAGGCAGGAUCAUUGAACUACUUUCUGCUGCAGCCUGCCUUGCUGAAUUUCACUCCCUUAUAUCUGGAUGUAUUACACAUAGGUUUGGUUUUUUUGGCAUUUACACUCUUGUUCUUUCAGCUUUGCUUUCUAUUUUAAAGAAAAACCUAUGCAUUACCAAAUCUACACUUGCUUCCAGAGGACAGUGUACCCUUUGGACCAAGCUCUGGAGAUCUGUUACAAAUGGAUUAACUAUUUUACAAGAACUGUUCAGUAUUUUCUCAGGUUUUAUUAAAAAAAAUUGAGCUCCUAUCAGACAUCAAGGGAAGAAUUGUCCAAAUCUAUUACAGUAUAAGGUUCAUAUUAGCAGUGUUGUUCAAGUUCUGGUUCUACUUCUUAAAUACUGUUCAAGGGAAGCAGGAGAGGUACCUAUCAUCCCAGAGGGAAGGGGGGCUUUUAUUCAUCUUGAGGGGUAAAAACAGAAAACCACCAGACUAAAUGUGAAUGGCCAGCAAGUACAAUUAUUGUGAUGUUACUAUCUCCAUUUCUUUUUCCAUGAUGUAUCAAUUGGAAUUUUUUUUAAUGCCAAUGGGUUGAGAAUGAAGCUGCAUGGAAUUUGUCUUCAGCAAGAACCACAUUUUGUCAGACUUCUCCAGUCUCGUAUAAAUUGCUGUUGUUCAAAUAAAGUAGGAAAGAGCUGAUUAUUUUCAAUUAAACAAGAAAGGAAAUUAAUAGGGCUAUAUAAGCAUUCUUUACAUCUCUCUCUCCUAUUUAUUUUGUUUCUAAGGCAGCAUAAUUCCCAGUAUACUGAAUUAUCAGUCUGACCAUGUUCCCAAAGUACUGGUUUUAAAAAUAACUAAUCUACAGAAUUUUUGGU